AUGGGAGAGAGGGUGGAUAUGUCUAACUCGAGCAUGAGCUCUAUUACUGGGAAAAAAUUGUAUGAAAAACAGCUUGUUGCAUCGCGUCCCAAAGGAUUUGCACAAAGAUUUUCUGAGCCCCUUGUUUCAUUGAGGCAUGGUGACUUUAGAACUACUGUGGGUCGUGCUGCAUUUUUUUUGGUUAAAGUUGCUGCUUUAGAGACUGUAAGGAGGUUCUCCAAGAGUAGAUGUCCGUGUGUGUGGCGAGGCCUGCAGGGUCUGCAAAUCCUUGUUUACAGACCAUUUCAAUGGUUUCAGAGGUGGUCUACCUUCAGGAGUUUGGUCAAAAGUAUGGAGGAACUAUCAACACCAUUAAUUGUCCUUUCCAUUGCAACAGCCUUUACUGAUCAACUAGAAUGUAGUGAUGGAACCUCAGAUAAUAUUACCGACUCUCGUGAUUCAGAAAUAUCUGCAGCAGAACCAUCUCCGGUGCAGGAUAGUUUGAACACUAGCCAACUUGAGAGAGCUCCUGAAGUUUUAGAAUAUGAAAAAUGGUUGACUCAACUUGAUCAAGAGCUGGAAAAUCAAGGAAUUAGUUUGCCAGAAAGAAUCAAUGAUGAUGAGCUCCACAGAUUUUACGCAGCUUCUAAUAAUGACUUUUCAUGCUUCCUUACCUCCAUCAAGAAGACAAUACAUUGGCGGAAGUAUUACAAAAUCCUUUCAGUAGAAGAGCUGGAAACGUGGUCGAAUAUGGUGUUCUGGCAUGGAUCUGAUUUGUUGCACAGACCUUGUCUCAUUGUAAGGCUUGGGAUGGCUUGCAGCUCAUUGGCAUCCCAAGACAGACCUCAAUUUGCUCGGGCAAUUGUGUCUCAGGUAGAAUAUGGAGUCUUGCACUUAGUUGAUAGAGACAACCCUCAAAUUACAGUAUUGGUGGACUGUGAAGGGUUAUCUCCAUUGAGAAUUCCUAUGCAAAUUCUGAGAUCUUGUGCUUACAUUCUGCAAGAUCAUUUUCCUAAUCGUCUUGGCUGUUUGUUUGUCAUACGACUUCCAGCAAUUGCCCGUGUUAUCGCUCAGACUUUUAUUCAGGUUAUAAAGCCAGUUACUAAGAAAAAGUUGAAAAUAGAAGGAGAGAUGUACAAGAAGGCUCUUUAUGACAAUCUACCAACCAUACCAUCCUAUCUUGGAGGCGACUGCACAUGCGCGAGUUGUUCUAAAAUGGGCAAGCUGGAAAUGGUGCAAUCUCAUGAAACUGGAACCAGCAGCAGCAGGGUUGUUAGGGAGGAUGAUGUCAGUGACAACGAGCAUUUUCCAUCACUGUGUCUGCAUCCAUCUAUUGAAUUAGAUGACCAUCAAAGCUAUGAGAAAUUGUUGAGAACUGCUGCAAUAAGUAUUCUCGUGUUUAUGAUUGUCAUAGCUCUCUGUAAAGAAAGCCUCUAG
Lathyrus sativus (Indian pea) is the source of this 1416-nucleotide messenger RNA. The record is from the annotation of a GenBank genome assembly. Lineage: Eukaryota; Viridiplantae; Streptophyta; Magnoliopsida; Fabales; Fabaceae.